This is a messenger RNA of Talaromyces stipitatus ATCC 10500, 2150 nucleotides long. RefSeq names its product MFS sugar transporter, putative. The record is from RefSeq and is a predicted model, not a curated record. Gene Ontology annotation, molecular function: myo-inositol:proton symporter activity. Gene Ontology annotation, biological process: transmembrane transport. Gene Ontology annotation, cellular component: membrane. NCBI's taxonomy places the organism in Eukaryota, Fungi, Ascomycota, Eurotiomycetes, Eurotiales, Trichocomaceae. The transcript has 6 exons. Bases 1 to 1959 code for a protein of 652 amino acids.
AUGGCUGAGGGUGCAGGAUUUCAACCAGCACCAGCUGGGCAUAGCUCUGCUUAUGCAGACAGCCGGUUGUCUCAGCAGCGUCUUAAUGGUCUGACUGAGAAUACCACCGGAGAAAUCAAGAAUCCUCUUGUGGGCAUUCCAAAGAGCCAGCUCAUGGUAGAUGUUGAAGCGUAUGCCGACCACUAUCAGCUCAACGGCAUCCUCCCACUUCUCAAGAAGGGUGCCCUGGUCGCUCAGAACCCCAGGGGAAUUGAGAACAUUGAGGAGCUUGAUGAAGCCGAUCGUCAGGCUUUGCGCCAGGAGGUCACCCAUCGUUGGAAGCAGCCAAAGACCUUGUACUUCACGAUCCUUCUCAACUCCAUCGCUGCUGCUAUCCAAGGUUGGGAUCAGGAAGGCUCCAACGGUGCAAACUUGACUUUCCAGGAGAGCCUCGGAAUUUCUGAGAAGUCCCCUGGACCUUGUGACCUGGAUGGCACCUGUGACCGUAAUCUGUGGCUCGUCGGAGUGAUCAACUCUACCCCUUACUUGAUUAUCGCUAUCUUGAUUGCCUGGAUCGCUGACCCGUUGAAUCAUUGGCUUGGUCGUCGCGGCGUCAUCUUUCUCGGCGCUAUCUUCAGUGUUGUCUCACCUAUCGGCUCUGCUCUCGUUAAAACAUGGCCUCAACUUGUCAUUUGUCGUUGUCUUCUUGGUACUGGCAUGGGUCUUAAGGAAGUCACAGUCCCUGUGUUCUCCGCUGAGAACGCUCCUACCAGCAUUCGUGGAGGGCUCAUUAUGUCCUGGCAGUUGUGGACUGCAUUCGGUAUCUUCUGUGGCGUUGGCGCCAAUCUGGCUCUUGUCAACACAGGAGACAUCGCCUGGCGACUGCAAUUAGGCUCUGCCUUCAUCCCCGCUGUUCCACUUAUGUUGGGAGUCUGGUUCUGCCCUGAAUCUCCUCGUUGGCUCAUGACCAAGAAGCGACAUGACAAGGCCUACAAAUCUCUGCUUAGUCUACGAAAUACUCCCCUCCAGGCCGCACGCGACUUGUACUUCAUCCAUGCUCAGCUGGUCCAAGAAGGACUUAUGUUGGAAGCAGGUGGAUUCUCCAAAAAUGCCAGCAUGUUCACUCGUUUUAUCGAGUUGUGGACUAUUCCACGUAAUCGUCGUGCCGCCCAGGCAUCUGGUGUUGUCAUGGUCGCCCAACAGAUGUGUGGAAUCAACAUUAUUGCUUUCUACUCCACAAGCAUCUUCGCCCAGGCAGGAGCAAGCAAUCUCGGUGCUUUGCUUGCUUCUUUUGGCUAUGGAUCCAUCAACUUCAUAUUCGCCUGGCCUGCUGUCUGGACAAUCGAUACAUUUGGUCGACGAGCUCUCCUGCUUUUCACCUUCCCCAACAUGUGUUGGACACUGCUUGCCGCUGGGUUCUGCUUCUGGAUCCCAACUGAAAGCAAAGCCCACAUCGCAAUGAUUGCCCUUUUCGUUUACGUUUUCGCAAUGUUUUAUUCUCCAGGCGGAGGGCCUGUGCCUUUCUGUUAUUCCGCAGAGGUGUUCCCACUGUCUCAUCGUGAAAUUGGCAUGUCCUGGGCUGUCGCCUCCAACAACUUCUGGGGUUUCUGGUUGGGAGUUACAUUUCCCUACAUGCUUCGAGCAUUGCAGCCACUCGGUGCAAUUGGAUUCUAUGCGGGCCUGAACCUUGUCGCUCUUGUGUUGAUCUUCCUUUUUGUUCCGGAGACCAAGCAACGUUCUCUUGAAGAACUAGACUAUGUCUUUGCCGUGACCACUCGCCGUCACGCGUCGUAUCAAUUGUUCACGGUUCUCCCAUGGUGGAUCAAGCGAUACAUCCUUCGCCGCAAGUAUUUGGUUUGCCCUGAGCUUUACAAGACUGACUUGGACGAGUACCACUAUUCGAGUCACACUUCAACUGUCUUGCAAGAUAGCAACAAGUCUGGGACAGAGGCCAGCGCAUAUCAAACUCAGUCGGUUUGAUGGCUCUAAUCGCACGAACUUAGGACCUGCUAUCUAGCAAUUGUCCCAUGGAAUGCGAAAGAGCAUAUCCCAACUGAUUUCCUUUCCCUGAAUUUUUUUUUUCUUUCUUUUCCUUUUCUUCUUCGACUUGAUUCCAGAUUUGGAGAAAGAUAUUGUUAUGGCUCUAAGGGUCAACCAUUUUGUGUAUCUCU